AUGAUUUCAUUGAUGAAGGUGUACAUUGGAACAUUGAUUGUAUACCGACAUGGUGAGCAUACAAUAACUGCUACUACUACUACUACUACUACUACUACUACUACUACUACUACUACUACUACUACUACUACUACUACUACUACUACUACUACUACUACUACUACUACUACUACUACUACUACUACUACUACUACUACUACUACUACUACUACUACUACUACUACUACUACUACUACUACUACUACCACUACUACUCACACUACUACUACUACUACCACUAUUACUACUGACAUUAGUACUAGUACUACUACUGCUACCACUGCUACUACUACUCACACUACUACUGUAGUGGGCGUUGCUGAUAAGAAUGGAUAUAAGUAG
Molecule: messenger RNA, 381 nt
Organism: Heterobilharzia americana
Lineage: Eukaryota; Metazoa; Platyhelminthes; Trematoda; Strigeidida; Schistosomatidae
Source: the annotation of a GenBank genome assembly